UCCUCCCCUCCCAUCCGCUACGGUGGACUAAUUUACCUUCUCCAUUUCAGCUUGGUUGUUGGUUGUGUGUUUUCAGGGGUUUUAAUUCUGUCCUUCUCGUAUCAAACCUACCUAGUCAGCCAAUGUAUCUCCGCAGCAUGCGCCUUUUGCCGAGGGCAGCUUUGGCUCCUUUCCAACAAUUGCUUCACAUGCGGAUCACCUCCACUAGCAUAAGCAAGCAUCCGUUUUCCAGGGCACGCAUGGUCCCGCAUCAUCGGGCAGCCGUAUCAAAUCCCGUGGACGUUUUCCAGCAAUUGUUUUUCGAGGCAAUUUCGUCUGGACCCCAUCUCCUCGCUCUAACAAAUAUCCCAUCUUGGCAAAAUGCCAGCCCGCUCAGAUUUACUAAAACAAGACGGGCCGAAGAACGAUGAUCCACCCCUCGCUCUUGGCAUCAUACAUACACCUUGACCGCCAGUCCUUUGUCUUUAACGACUAGAAAACAUCACGGGCGUCGCCGAGGCCUCUACUUAACUCGCAUGCCAUCGCCCUCCCCUCCCGAAAAGUUGCUAGGGAUCACAUAGUAUCAUGGUUCAGUCAGGGACUCACCAACUUACUACCACAUAAGGAACCAGUACCAUGAUGGCGUCUCCAUGGCUCACGACGGCGCUUACUGCCGUCGGCGUCCUCCCAGGAACAGUUUGGGCUUCAGACCCUGUCCCGCGCGCUGCCUCGACACUGGCCCAAACAUGGGGCUCUGGUCUGUCUACCCCAACUUUAAACUCAUCAAGAGGUGCCCGGAGACUAUGUUCUAUGGCUUCUCUCUUUACGAUCCUGUCGAUGAUCCGGACACUACUCAUCGUAUCGCCGCCUGCUCCUCCUUCGGGACGGACUUUGCCAAUAUGGAAUCCGGGCCUUUAGGUUCCAAGCGUGCCAUCUUGGCUGAACCUGUGGCUGUAAACUUCGAGCUUGGCUGGUGGUCUGAGGACUUCGGUCUCGCCACACCUGCCAUCCGCUCGCUUGUGCAGCAGAUGCGAGAGUACAUCGAUCAUGGUCACGGAGCUGUUGCGGAUCGGCCCUUCAUUAUGUACGGUCGUUCCGGACAAGCCACUAUCGGCGUCUACAUUGGCCAAGGUCUGCUGAACCAAGGCAUCAGCGACUCGGCCCUUGAGACCUUCCAGAACAACUUCGACAUCCUCAACGUCACGGCACCGAGCCUCGCCAUGCAGCUCUGCGGCCCCGGUUACGACAGCACACAGACCUUUGGCGUCAUGGUCACAAGCAACGCCACAUUCACCCUGCCCCUCAUCAACAACACCUCACUGUCUUUUGGUCAUGGCACCUCGCCCGGCUCGACACGAGCCAACUCAACCCUCCGCGCUCGCGCCGAUUCCCUGCUGCGAGGCCCUCAUAGCCCACUUCAAGAAGCUGGUGUCUGCGCCAAGAAUUCGCUGGAAAGCGUGCCGACUGCAGGGUCAUCCAGGUCGACGGAGGAAACGGUUGCGCAGACCUGGCCGUGAGGUGUGGCAUCUCGGGCGCCGACUUUACCAGGUACAACCCUGACAUAUGCGCUUCACUCAAGCCGAAGCAGUACGUGUGCUGCUCUAGCGGUACUCUACCCGACAUGCGUCCCAAGCCCUUGGCGAACGGGCAGUGCUUCUCGUACACGAUUGAGGACAAUGACAACUGCUCCAAUCUCGGAGCCCAGUUCGGGCUGACCAUGGACGAGAUCGAGGAGUUCAACAAAAACACCUGGGGCUGGUCCGGAUGCAAGCUGCUCUUCUCCAAAACCACCAUGUGCCUAAGCAAGGGCACUCCGCCCUUUCCUUCACCCAUCAGCGAUGCCAACUGUGGCCCCCAGGUGUCCGGGUCCAAACCACCAACGGAUGGUUCCAAGAUCGCCGAUCUCAACCCGUGCCCCCUGAACUCCUGCUGCAAUAUCUGGGGCCAGUGCGGUAUCACCGCGGACUUUUGCGUCGACACCAACACCGGCCCGCCGGGCACCGCCAAGCCCGGCACCUAUGGCUGCAUUUCAAACUGCGGAGUCGACGUGAUUAAGGGCACUGGCAAUGGAGGCAUCAAGCUCGCCUACUUCCAAGGGUACGGCAUGGGCCGCCAGUGUCUGUACCAGGACGCGCUCCAGAUCGACACCUCCAAGUUCACCCACCUGCACUUUGGGUUCGGCACCCUGACGAAGGCAUUCGAAGUCCAGGUGAGCGACGCGCUUUCUUCGUACCAGUUUGGCGAGUUUAAACGUAUUCGCAACGCCAAACGGAUUUUAUCCUUUGGCGGCUGGGCUUUUUCGAAUGACGUCGACACCUAUAGAAUUUUCCGCGAUGGUGUCAAAUCGAUCAACCGGUUAACGAUGGCUAGGAAUAUUGCCAACUUUAUCAUCCAGCACGAUCUUGAUGGUGUCGAUAUCGACUGGGAGUAUCCUGGCGCGCCGGACCUGCCGCCGAACAUCAAUGACCCCGGCAAGGCCGAAGACGGGCCCAACUACCUGGCCUUCCUCGCUGUGCUCAAGAACUUUCUCCCCGGCAGGACGGUUGCCAUCGCCGCUCCUGCUUCUUACUGGUACCUGAAGCAGUUCCCGAUCAAGGAGAUCAGCAGGAUUGUCGACUACAUCGUCUACAUGACGUACGACCUUCACGGCCAGUGGGACGCCCACAACAAAUAUUCACAGGAAAGCUGCGACACGGGCAACUGCUUGCGCAGCCAGGUCAACCUCACCGAAACCAGGCAGGUGCUCGCCAUGAUCACCAAGGCGGGGGUCCCGGGCAACAAGGUCGUCGUUGGCGUCACCAGCUACGGCCGCUCUUUCCAGAUGGCCGAGCCGGGUUGCUGGGGCCCGAGCUGCAAGUUCACCGGCGAUCGCGAGAACUCUGACGCGACACCCGGGAGGUGCACUGGCCAAGCCGGCUACAUUGCCGAUGCCGAGAUCAACGAGAUCAUCCGCAGCGGCUCGUCGCUCGACAAGCGCUCCGGCGGCCGCGUCGCCACACACUUCAUCGACCCGUCAAGCAACAGCGACAUUCUCGUCUACGACAACAAUCAAUGGGUUGGCUACAUGAGCGAGAACACAAAGGCCGUGCGCUCCCGCCUGUACGCGAACCUCGGCAUGGCCGGCACCACCGACUGGGCUAGCGAUCUGCAGCAGUUUAACGAUCCUCCCAAGCCUGCCAGGGACUGGGCCUCCUUCAUCUCACUGGCGGCCACCGGCGGCGAUCCCAAACAGAGCACGUUGAGAGAAGGCAAGUGGAGAAGCUUCACAUGCACGCACCAGGCGAUUGUGUACCCGUAUGAUUACUAUCCAUCCGAUCGCUGGGAGCAGGUGGAUGCGAAGAGCGCCUGGAAAGGGAUCGUCACGAACUGGCUUGAGCUUCACCAAGGUCAGAACAAAACCUUUCUCGAGUCGGUCGAGGCGACACUCAAGGCAGGGGCCAAUUCUGGCUGUGAACUCCUUGGAGGUGAGAACGACCGAUGUCACGUUGCCUUUGAAUGCCCAAACGGCGCCAACGGACCAGAUUCCGGGCCGGCGGCGCAGUUAAUCUGGCAGUCGAUUAUACAGAUCCAUGGCAUAUACCACGCCUACUACAAUGGUCUUUUAAAUAUGAUGGCAACCGUCGGUCCGACCAUUAGACUGAUGGAGAACACCUUCGCCCCCAUUCCGGAUCCCGACACCAACCAAUGGGCCAACGUCAUGACUGACCUGAUCACGAUUGGCGCUUUGGGAAGCGCGGCGCCUUUUUUCAACAACUUCGUCAAGACGCUUCCCGCUUUCGUCAAAGGUGGCGCCGCGUUUGACAACACCAAAGAUAAUGCUUUGAUGUUGAUCGGCCAGGCUACGACGCUCGCAAAGGAUCUGCUGGCAUCUCCUAAGGGGCCUUGGUGGGAUGCGACACAGCAAAGGAAGUUUUCCGAAUACGCAUACAGAAUCGCCAUAGGCUGGCAGAACAGCGCAUCCCUGGCCUUGGACAAGCUCCUUGGCGGCGGUAACACCACCCUCAAUGCGCUCACGAGUCUCGUUGCGGACGGCAAGUUCAUCGGCGGCAGAUGGGACGUAAGCCCGGAAACUCGGCCCAGACCACCGACGGAAGCGGACAUCGCACAAACGGCCCGCAAAACAUUCUUCGGAUUUGCCGUCCCCGCCCUCUGGCGCCGCUCCAAGACAUACGCCUUCAUCCUCGACUCGGGCGAAGACUGCAACGGCAACCCGGCCCACAAGUACGUCAGCGACCAAACGGCCAGCGAGACCCGCGUCUGCCACGACGACAGGCUCUACUACCUCGUCUACCCGAAAGGAGACGCCAGGAUCUGCACCCCGUGCCCGGCCAAGGACACUCCUUGCCAGGAAAAGUGCAGAACGAACUCGUUCUCCGCCCCCGUCGGCCUGGAUUCGCUUUCGGGAGACAGUUAUGGACAAGUGACCAAGGAAGAUAUCGUCAAAGGCUCCCUCGCCACUUGGGUAUUUAACGGGAGGCAAAACAAGGCGCCCAACAUCACCCAGCUUGCUACUAGCAACAAUGAGGUCCGAAAAAGCCUAGCCGGCCUCGACGUCAAAACUCCCGGUGUAGUCCAGCUGCCCAUCUGCAGCCCCGACCGCGCGUUCCAGUCCUGGGACACGUCCAGCAUGAGGAGCUCGCCCUUUUACCCGUGCGACAUACCGCCGGGCCGGGACCGCUGCGGCGGCUCGACGUUUGACAACCAGGGCAGCGACGUCUCGCCCACCGCGUCGGACUGCCAGCAGCUCAUCAGGAACAUCGAGGGCGACGCGACCACCGACUGGACGCACGGCAUCGUGGGCCAACGCACGAUUGCGAGCUACGGGUCGUGCCGCUUCGGCAUCGAGCGCACGGGCGGCACGGGCGGCGCCGUCCAGUUCCGGGUCGGGGGCCAGGACGUCAUUGACGCGAUCAACGACUCCAUCAGGCAGUUUGGCGGCGGCGGCAGGGUCGGUGCUAAGGGCGUCAUGCCUUGCUCUGGCACGACGGCCAGCACUACGGUGGAUGUUGCUUGGGGCAUUUAUUAAGUAGGGGGUGGCAAGACGGGCUUCCGACAGGUUGGAUAAACUCUAGUGUCACAGCAUGUAUAGCGUUUUUUUAUGAUUAGAAAUAGUAGAAAAGAUUAUGCACUAUAGAGAAUCCAGCCCGUUGGGCGCGAGAGUGAGCGGGA
Molecule: messenger RNA, 5148 nt
Organism: Gaeumannomyces tritici R3-111a-1
Lineage: Eukaryota; Fungi; Ascomycota; Sordariomycetes; Magnaporthales; Magnaporthaceae
Exons: 3
Coding region: 1601-5005 (1134 amino acids)
Biological process (GO): carbohydrate metabolic process
Molecular function (GO): chitin binding; hydrolase activity, hydrolyzing O-glycosyl compounds
Source: RefSeq, a predicted model, not a curated record